Messenger RNA from Pisolithus orientalis, 1152 nucleotides. RefSeq lists its product as uncharacterized. The transcript is spliced from 7 exons. Bases 1 to 1152 code for a protein of 383 amino acids. NCBI's taxonomy places the organism in Eukaryota, Fungi, Basidiomycota, Agaricomycetes, Boletales, Pisolithaceae. The record is from RefSeq and is a predicted model, not a curated record.
AUGACUGCAGAGUUCCAGAUAGAUGUAUGUCAGGUUGAUGUUGACAUGGAAUUCUGGGACAAUGACUGGGGAGCUCUGAAGGGGUUGACUUUGGUAACAGUGGAAUUUUGGUGUUGGCAUCCCUAUUUUGGCCUCAGGGAGUAUACCACUCCCUACACCUCCCAGGGUCUUCGAAUGCUGACUGUCCUUGGUCAGAGAUUCUCACUUCCUUUGCCAAUCACCAUGCAAGCUUACUCUGUCAAUGAUGUACCCCCUGUGUUCAGCAUGAGGGACCAGGCAACCAUGGUGCUCACUGCAGCUCUAGGGCAUGUCUGGGACCUGAUCAAGGCAGCACCACAGCCAGAGGAGAGUUUGGAGACCAUCUAUGUGUGGGUAGAGGACUGGGACAAGACAUGGGUGCAUAAACCUUCCAUGGUAGCCAGCAUUUGCUCAUGGUGGAGAUACAUCAAUGACAAUGGAAUUUCUGUACCAAAGGUUUGUGAUGAGUGCAUGUGUGACUACACUGAGGAAUCUGUGAUGUGCCAAAACCUUCUAGUCCCAGGUGCAAUUGCCAUCACUGACCUCCAGUGCCCAGUGGAGCAGAGAUGGAUCCAUAUCGAUGACAUCUUCAAAGACUACCAGGAGAGGGUAGAGUUGAGGGCACAGCUCAAGGCAGAGAGGUUGACAAGAGAUCCUUCUAUGCACAUGCACAGACAGGCAGCAAUGGCAAUUGGUGAAGGUCAAGGCUGUGUGCCCAGUGACACUGGAGCAGGGGAGUCUUCAAGGGGGACUGGAGGACAAGGGAGGCAACAGACAGAUAGUACAGGCAAGGGGAAGUGUAAGGAAAAGGCCACAGACAAAGUUGACAAGCUGGAGAAUGAUGAAGGUGACUGCCCACCUAACCCAGACCCAUCAAAAACUGGUGCUCUGGCACCUGAAGCCAACCUUCCAUGCAGGGAGUGUGCAAAUGUAGAUGCAGAGUGCAAAGGGCUACCUGGGGAGUCAUGUGAGCAAUGCAGGCAGGCUAAACAGAAGUGCAGCUGGUCACUCAGAGUGGGUAGGAAGUGCAAGAAUGCUGGUAGUGGAGAGACAGCUACUGGGCUGUCACACAAAUGGACCAAGUCAGUGACAGUGACAACCAAAACUCCAGCAACAACUGGGCUGAAACUUUGA